Molecule: messenger RNA, 1201 nt
Organism: Ricinus communis (castor bean)
Lineage: Eukaryota; Viridiplantae; Streptophyta; Magnoliopsida; Malpighiales; Euphorbiaceae
Source: RefSeq, a predicted model, not a curated record
AUGACGGCUUUCAAAAGACGAGUAAGGAUGUGGAGGCAGAGGCUCUCGAAACCAAACGAGACUAGAAAGAACAUAGGAAUUAGCACCAUUCCUAUGAGUUACCUUAGCCCUGGGCCAUGCUAUUCAAUGAUAUUGGAAAAAUGGCAGCGUAACGUAACAACUAGAAAGCUGGUCUGGUCGCCUUUUGAAGCGUUCGCCGAAUGGAUCGGGAAGGGGGGUACGGGUUCAUUUCCUGCAGGGAGGGAGGUGAAGGCCAUAAGAGAAGAUUGCCCUCCCAGGUAAGGAAGAGAGGGCUGUCAUCUAUCUCGACCAGUUUCCCGAGGGCGUUGGAAAUCCGGCUCGGAGAAUCACUGGCGCUGUGGCCUUCGCUUCGCCAACAAAGAAGUCAUCCUUGACGAUUUCCUAUUCCUUCCUCACGAGCCGCCUCUUUUCGCCAUUCAAGGACCUCCUUCCCUUUUGCCCACUCUCUGUUCACACGGUUCUCAAAGCAAAGGAGGAAGGGUGGGCAGAAGGUACCACGAGCCCUCUGUCCCACACAUCUAUCCAGAAGCAAGUGUAGUUCACCGGUUCCACCGAAUGCUCCUAUCUCUCGACAAAGAUCGUGUGAGUGUGCAGUUAUGCUUCGAUAGAAUAGAUCGACCCAGUUCCCUCUUUCCGGUGCACUCGCUUUAUAUCUCCGACACACAAGGAAGGACGCAGUGGGAAGGAAGCAGCCCUAGCCUCUGUCCGGUCGAUCAUUCCGCUGGCAUCUUGCAUUCACGCCUCCAUUUGACUACCGCUCGGGGAUGUAGUUGUAGAUACGUUAGUCUUAGUGGAUCGUUGGCUCCACCUGUUAUCUCCUUCUACGACAUGCUGUUGUCGUUGCCAUAUUCCAUAUGUCACUUAGUCAUCUCUGCCUCGCUGCGGGUCAGCACCUCUGAAAGAAACGGAGGACUUCAUUCAUUGACUCUGCGAUCGCCCUCUAAACGAUCAGAAUAAGGUAAAGCUUGAAGAUAAGUUUUAUACUCUAUUAAUUUCUCAGUCCCUCUAGUCGGGUGGGCGUCGACCGGUCUUUCGACCAAAUCUCCCUAAAAAUCGUACAUGCGGGUCUCCCCGUAUGCGGCUCACGCCAUUCGAGGUGGUCCAGCCUAGCAUUCAUUCGCAAAUCCUGUAGUGAAAUUGAGACUGCUCGACCACGGAAGCUAAUUCGCGUGUAGGCAGC